Molecule: messenger RNA, 1701 nt
Organism: Scheffersomyces amazonensis
Lineage: Eukaryota; Fungi; Ascomycota; Pichiomycetes; Serinales; Debaryomycetaceae
Product: azole resistance protein 1
Exons: 1
Coding region: 1-1701 (566 amino acids)
Biological process (GO): transmembrane transport
Cellular component (GO): plasma membrane
Molecular function (GO): transmembrane transporter activity
Source: RefSeq, a predicted model, not a curated record
AUGUCAUCACUGGAGAAUGAGGAGAAAGACCAAUCGUCUUUAAAUUUAGAGAAACAAGAUAAUGAAACAAAAUUAAAGGAAGGGGAAACUGAGGAUGUAGAAAACAACUAUUUGACUGGUUUACCAUUAAUUUUAUGUACUGCAUCCAUUAUUUUAGCAUUAUUUUUGACUGCAAUAGAUCAAUCCAUUGUUAUCACUGCUCUUGAAGGUAUUGAAACUACAUUUAACUCAGCUGCACAAAUUGGUUGGACAAGUUCUGGUUAUAUUUUACCUAUGGCAGUAUUGGCUUUAGCAUGGGGUAAGUGUGGUAUUGUUCUUGGUAGAAAAAAUAGUGUCUUAGUAUCAAUUUUUUUAUUUGAAGUUGGAUCAUUGGUUUCAGCUUUAUCAAAUUCAAUGUCAAUGUUCAUUGCUGGUAGAGUUAUCACAGGUAUUGGUGCUGGAGGUAUUCAAACAAAUGUCAUUUUAAUCAGUUCGGAAAUUACCCCAAUAAGACAAAGAGGUCUUGUUUUAGGUAUAGUAACUAUGACUUUAACUCCUGCAGCUGCAAUUGGACCCAUCAUUGGUGGAUUGUUUACAGGUUCUGCUAGAUUAACUUGGAGAUGGUGUUUCUAUAUAAACUUACCUUUUGGUGGUGUUGCAGCUCUAUUUUUAAUCUUCUUAUAUAAACCAAAACACCAAAUUGCUAAACUGUUCACCAGAAGUAACUUAUCAGUUGAAUUUAUUGUGAAAACAUUUGAUCUUAUUGGAGUUUUCUUACUUUCGGUAUCGUUAACAUUAUUCUUAGUUGGUUGUUCAUUUGGAGGAGAAAGUGCAAAUGGGUUUACAAAACCUUUACCUUUAAGUUUUGUAAUAAUCGGAGCAGCAUUAUUCGUGAUAUUUAUUUACUAUGAACUUUUUAUAUUCAAAAUUGAUGAAGAAAAGCAAUUCUAUCCAAUGAUACCUAAGUCUUUAAUUAUUAAGAGACAAGUUAUGGCUCCAGCUCUAACAAUUUUAUUUGGAAAUCUUGUUUUUUUUGCUUCCAGUAUGUAUAUUUCGAUUUACUUCCAAAAUUUAUUAGGAUUUCUGGCAAGAUCUACCGGGGUCCGUUUAUUACCUAUGAUCAUUCCUACAUUAUUUACAACUAUCUUUUGUGGGGUUGUAUGUAGUAGGGCUGGUGUUGUCAAACCACUUUUAGUAAUAGGCUCGGUAAUUUCAACCAUUGCCUGUGGAUUAAUGACAAUGUUCAAUUAUCAUUCAAAUAGUGCUAUGAGAGAUGGCUUUAUUUUUAUGAUUGGGUUCUCUUUUGGGUUUUUUAACCAACCAGCAAUUAUAGCCGCACAGUUAUCAAAUAAGGAAGGUAGGCCGGAUUUCAAUUUGAUAAUUACUGCAUUUAUGGCUUUUUCACGUUCAUUGGGAUCUGCGUUGGCUGGUGUGGUAAGUACGGCGAUCUAUACCGCCAUUGCUAGUAAAAAGGUGGAUUCUUUCAGGGGGGAACUUGGACUCGACCAACUUCUCACCGGAAGAAUAAUGGGAACGUUAAAUGAAGAUCAAUUUAAUAUCUUCAUUGUAUCAGUUACAAAGGGGUUAAGAUGGGUAUACUUUACUUGUGUUAUCUUUUCAAUCUUAGGAUUUCUUUGCUCUUUAUUAUGUUUCAAUGAUAGAGUGCCAAUAGCUAAAAAGGAGAAAGCGCAAGUUGAGCAGCCUGUUGAACAGGAAGUUUAA